Molecule: messenger RNA, 3694 nt
Organism: Manis javanica (Malayan pangolin)
Lineage: Eukaryota; Metazoa; Chordata; Mammalia; Pholidota; Manidae
Gene: GPR62
Product: G protein-coupled receptor 62
Biological process (GO): G protein-coupled receptor signaling pathway
Cellular component (GO): signaling receptor complex; endosome; plasma membrane
Molecular function (GO): G protein-coupled receptor activity
Source: RefSeq, a predicted model, not a curated record
UCUAAACAAGCAAGUAAGUACAGAUGAUAUAGAUGAGGUAGGAAAAGUGCCAGGAUGAAAAUAAAGGGUUAGUGACAAGAGGGUGGAUUGAUUUUAGAGAACAUGGUCACUGACGGCUUCUCAAGCAGAGACUGAACUGUGGGUAGGAGCAAGCCCUGAUAAGAUCUGGGGGAAGGGUGUGCUGAGAAACAGCAGGUGCAAAGAUCCUGAGGUAGAAGCCAGCUUGACACCAGGGGGGACCAGGAAGAUGAUUGCUAGGGCAGGAAGUACAGUAACAAGGAAGAGGGUGAGGUCAGAGAAGCAGGUGGGAGUCCACCCGGCUCAGAGGGGCUGAGAUGCUAUCUGCUGAUGGGAAACUCGAGAGGGAAGAAGGCAGCAUCACGGCAUGAUGCAAUUUGCUUUUAGGCGGACCCUCUUCAGCUGCUGGGGUGAGAGGACUGCGGCGUGCGUCAGCCAAGCCCUGUCAGCAUAACAGAAACCACUUCGGGUAUUCCAGACCCAGGGACUUGAUACAGGAAAGAAGCUGAACUGCCAAAGGGACGGGGAGGCAACCCAGACAAUAGUAACGGCAGGAAGUCGCGACCACCCCGAGGCUGAGAACAGCGGAAGGAAGGCUUUCCAAUGCCCAGAGGCCAGGGUUACCCUGUGGGCCUGGGAUGGCAGAGGGGGCUGUCUGAAGGAGAGAGAGGCCUUCCACAGUGGGAGACCCAGAGCCCCAGCCUGCCCAUGGGAGAGAAAAGGCCCUGGCUUCUUCCCUCCUUCACCCUUCAGCCUUCUGCUGCUAACUUCCAUCGGCCGAAUACACCCCAACACCAACUGACAAGGAGUCCCGAAGUACAGCUCCCUGGAAGGCAGGGCAGCUCUGGGGAAGACUGCAGAGUGGGUCUGAGGGCAAACGGGCCAAUGGCCAGCAUGGGCGCAGGUGUGGAGGCCAGGAGACCAAUUAGGAGGAGGCGGAAACAGUCCGGGUGAGACAGGCAGCAGCUGGGACCGCGGCAGUGGCGGUGGUAAGAAAUGGCUAUAUUCAGGAUACACUGAUAGACCAGUUUGGGGUUGGGGGGAAGGAGGGCCAGUGACUUCACCAAAACAGGAGGACUGAGCAUGGACGGUGGGGAGGAACCGAGAGUCAGUUCUGUGUUGUCCCCAGGACGACUCUCAGUCCUGGGAGCGAAACUGGGGAGGCAGCUGGAUCCCCACAUCCAGGGCUCAGUGGGGAGGAAGGCGCUUCAUACAGAUGCAGGCCACCAGGGACUGAAGAGGGACUGGGUGACUUCAGCUGGGGACUCAGGCCCCAUCAAGACUCACAGCUUUCCCUGGGCCAAGCCCCUCGUUGUCCACUAACAGCAGAAAUAAAACAAAAAACAAAACCAGUGGCUGCCCCAAGGCCUCCUCUCAUCAUUAAUCCUGCACGCUACCACAGAGCACCUAUGUGUGCUCUGCCAGUCCCAGCUGAACACACCCCGUGCCAGGUCCUGUGGUCCUUCCCUCACCUAACUUACUUGGACCUCUGAGAGAGUCAGCCCUCCUGGAGGCCGGAGGGCACCUUGCUGCCCCUGCCACCACACCCCUUGUCUCACUGGUACCUUGGUUUCCCUUCAGCACAAGGGCUGAAGGGCCUGGUCGCUCCACUGAUGGGGAUGGGAGAGGAGAGCACGGGGGCCACUUCCCACCCCAGGGAAAGACAGAGCAGGGUCCCGCGGACUUGGAAGCCCACACUCUGUCCACCUCGGUCUAGACUCCAGCCUGCGCCUGCUCUGGCCCCCCCCUCCGGAGGCACCCCAGCACUUCCACCACACAGCCUCCAACUUCCAGCUGGCAGCUGCUAGGACCCAGGGCGCUGGUGCCAGGCCCUGCCCCUCCCUUGCCAGCUCUGUGUGUCUCUAAAGGGCAACAGCAGAGUGACAGCCAGUACCAUCCCCAGCAGGGGCUGAGUGCUGGGGCAGAGGAGCAGGCGGUAGUCCCAGCCGUACAAGUCUCCAUGGGGCAGUCAAAGUCCCCAGGCGGAUGGCAACAUGGGCCUGGCUGUUUAUGAGCACGGGGAGAAGCCUGAGCGCUCGAAUGGCCAACACCACAGGGCUGACCACCGCAGGCACCGCGGGCUCCGUGGGGCUGAUCCUGGCGGCCGUCGUGGAGGCGGCGGCCCUGCUGGGCAACGGCGCGCUGCUGGUCGUGGUGCUGCGCACGCCCGGCCUGCGCGACGCGCUCUACCUGGUGCACCUGUGCGUCGUGGACCUGCUGGCCGCCGCCUCCAUCAUGCCGCUGGGCCUGCUGGCCGCGCCGCCGCCCGGGCUGGGCCGGGUGCGCCUGGGCCCCGCGCCCUGCCGCGCCGCGCGCUUCCUCUCGGCCGCGCUCUUGCCGGCCUGCACGCUCGGCGUGGCCGCGCUCGGCCUGGCGCGCUGCCGCCUCAUCGUGCACCCGCUGCGGCCCGGCGCGCGGCCCCCGCCCGCCCUGGUGCUCGCCGCCGUGUGGGCCGCGGCCGCGCUGCUGGGCGCGCUCGCCCUGCUCGGGCCGCCGCCCGCCCCGCCCCCCGCCCCGGCGCGCUGCUCGGUCCUGGCCGGGGGCCUCGGGCCCUUCCGGCCGCUCUGGGCGCUGCUGGCCUUCGCGCUGCCCGCCCUCCUGCUGCUCGGCGCCUACGGCAGCAUCUUCCUCGUGGCGCGCCGCGCUGCCCUGCGGCCCCCGCGGCCCGCGCGCGGGGCCCGGCCGCGCUCCGACUCCCUGGACAGCCGCCUCUCCAUCUUGCCGCCGCUCCCGCCGCGCCUGCCCGGGGGCAAAGCGGCCCUGGCCCCAGCGCUGGCCGUGGGCCAGUUCGCAGCCUGCUGGCUGCCUUACGGCUGCGCGUGCCUGGCGCCCGCGGCGCGGGUCGCGGCGGCCGAAGCAGCCGUCACCUGGGUGGCCUACUCGGCCUUCGCGGCCCAGCCCUUCCUCUACGGCCUGCUGCAGCGCCCGGUGCGCCGGGGGCUGGGCCGCCUAGCCCGCCGAGCGCUGCCCCGACCCCCGCGGGCCUGGCACCCGCGGGCACUCCUGCAGCACCUCCGGGGGCCUCCACUGCGCCCCGCCUUCGGCACUUCUGAGGCACCAAAACCAGCCCGAGAUUUGGAAGGCGAGGAGAGCCUGAGCGGAGGCCACCUGAGAGCAGUGUCCCCCAAGCCGAGCUCACACGGGAGAAAGGAGGGGCUCUCCGAAGGGGCCCCUCCAGCCUCCUGCCACAGGUGGUGGUAGGUGCCCUGCCAGAACUUCUGACUCCAGAACAGGAGAAAGGGGCCUGCAGCCUGGUAAGGCCCAGAGGCUUCUGGGACCUAGGAAUCCUGGGUUCUGGACCCAGCCCUGCCUGGCCUGUGCACAGACAGACCCUUCCUAGCCCUCAGUUUCCCCAUCUGUAUCCUGGAUCAUCUCAAGGUCUCCAGCUUAGGUGGUUUGCAUACUCAUGGAUGGUUCCCAGACCAGGAAGGAGGGAGGUGGGCAGGGCCACAGAGAAGAGGGCCCUAACGACUCACAGCCAGAGGGAUGGGCCAGGCGGGGCAGGAUCUCGGUAACAGUCACGCAGGAGGAACUGGUGGAGACACUCAGAGGGAUCCCCUGACAUCUGCACUAAGAAGGGGCUGAACGAAGCUCCCGGAACUCCUCCAUCAGCCUCUAAAACGCCCAGGAAACCACCAGAGGCAGGAGCCUGGACAACACGAUCCCCAAAGGGCCC